Messenger RNA from Cantharellus anzutake, 512 nucleotides. RefSeq lists its product as uncharacterized. Lineage: Eukaryota; Fungi; Basidiomycota; Agaricomycetes; Cantharellales; Hydnaceae. The transcript has a single exon. Gene Ontology annotation, biological process: DNA recombinase assembly; chromosome organization involved in meiotic cell cycle; DNA strand invasion. Bases 98 to 379 code for a protein of 93 amino acids. Gene Ontology annotation, cellular component: condensed nuclear chromosome. The record is from RefSeq and is a predicted model, not a curated record. Gene Ontology annotation, molecular function: ATP binding; single-stranded DNA binding; DNA strand exchange activity.
CCAACCAAGUCAUGUCUUCUCCGGAUGCGGCAGUGGCAAUGUAUGGCGGGAACGAUAAGAAACCUAUUGGAGGGAAUAUCCUUGCUCACGCCGCAACAUGCAGGUACGUCUAUCGUUUAUCAGACGUUUUAGAAGUCCGGUGCAAAUUGUGACGUCCAAUAGGCUGCAACUCAAGAAAGGACGAGGCAACACCCGUGUGUGCAAAAUUUACGAUUCACCUAGCCUCCCCGAAAGUGAAGCGUUGUUCGCCAUUUGGGAAGGUGGCAUUGGCGACCCAGACAAGGAUCCCACGGUGCGGAAGCCAGGAAAAGAUGCAAAUCCAACGGUGCAGAAGCAAGGAAAUGAUGCAGAUCCAACAAUGCAGAAUCAAGGAAACUGAAGUCCACUCUUCCUCUGCUUCGUCUGGGACAUUACGAUUCAUCCAUGUUAUCGAGUUGUACAUUCUGCAUAUUUUCGUCCCUUACGGCUCCAAGCCAAAGCCUUGCUAAUUCAUCCCAUUCCCUCGGACACUU